Molecule: messenger RNA, 2004 nt
Organism: Aegilops tauschii subsp. strangulata
Lineage: Eukaryota; Viridiplantae; Streptophyta; Magnoliopsida; Poales; Poaceae
Product: 2,3-bisphosphoglycerate-independent phosphoglycerate mutase
Biological process (GO): glucose catabolic process
Cellular component (GO): cytoplasm
Molecular function (GO): manganese ion binding
Source: RefSeq, a predicted model, not a curated record
CCGAUUCCUACGAACAAAAACUCGGCAAUCUCUCCACCGCUUCUCUCAGAAGGCCAGAACCCCGCAAAACUCUUGCCCUGUUCCGGCGCGCUGCUUCAGGAACUGAGUUUUGAUCACACAAGCCGACGCAUGAUGGCGCGCAGGCCGGGGGCAGGGGAGGAGAGGCCGUGGAAGCUGGCUGAACAUGCGAGGCUGGGGAAAGGGAAGGUGGUGGGCGUGGUGGUGCUGGACGGCUGGGGCGAGGCGCCGCCCGACCCCUUCAACUGCAUCCACGUCGCCGACACCCCCACCCUCGACGCCCUCAAGAAGGGUGCUCCGGAGAGGUGGAGGCUGAUCAAAGCUCACGGCACGGCCGUGGGGCUGCCUACGGAUGAUGACAUGGGGAACAGCGAGGUCGGCCACAAUGCGCUAGGAGCCGGCCAGAUAUAUGCCCAAGGUGCAAAACUGGUGGAUUUGGCGCUCGCCUCUGGGAAGAUAUAUGAGGGGGAGGGUUUUAAGUACAUCCAGCAGUCGUUUGAGACUGGUACUUUGCACCUCAUUGGUUUGCUGAGCGAUGGGGGGGUGCAUUCAAGGAUCGACCAGCUGCAGCUGCUUCUGAAGGGGGCUAGUGAACAUGGAGCAAAGAGGAUACGGGUUCAUAUCCUUACCGACGGUCGCGACGUAUUGGAUGGCAGCAGUGUCACAUUCGUGGAAACGCUUGAGAAUGAUCUGGCAAAGCUACGGGAGAAGGGUGUUGAUGCAAGAAUUGCAUCUGGUGGAGGCAGGAUGUAUGUUACGAUGGACCGCUAUGAGAAUGAUUGGCAAGUUGUGAAGCGUGGCUGGGAUGCGCAGGUUCUUGGUGAAACCCCACACAAGUUUCCAAGUGCCCUUGAAGCCGUGAAGAAGCUGAGGGAUGAUCCCAAGGCCAAUGACCAGUAUUUACCCCCGUUCGUCGUCCUCGAUGAAAGCGGAAAACCGGUUGGGCCCAUAGUGGAUGGAGACGCUGUUGUGACAUUUAACUUCAGAGCUGAUCGAAUGGUGAUGCUUGCAAAGGCGCUAGAGUACGAGGAUUUCGACAAAUUCGACCGUGUCAGAUUCCCGAGGAUUCGCUACGCCGGUAUGCUUCAGUAUGACGGCGAACUAAAGCUACCAAGUCAUUACCUUGUUGCUCCCCCGGAGAUAGAGAGGACGUCCGGUGAGUACCUGGCGCGCAACGGCGUACGCACCUACGCUUGCAGCGAGACUGUGAAAUUUGGUCAUGUCACCUUUUUCUGGAACGGGAAUCGGUCGGGCUACUUCAACCCAAACCUGGAAAGAUACGAAGAAAUUCCAAGUGACACCGGCAUACCCUUCAAUGUACAGCCAAGAAUGAAGGCCGUGGAAGUUGCAGAGAAGGCACGGGAUGCCAUCCUCAGUGGCAAAUUUGAUCAGGUACGGGUAAACAUCCCGAAUGCAGACAUGGUUGGGCACACAGGUGACCUUGAAGCCACCAUCGUUGGGUGCAAGGCCGCUGAUGAAGCCGUCAAGAUUAUUCUUGACGCCAUUGAACAAGUAGGUGGCAUCUUCGUGGUCACCGCAGACCACGGCAAUGCCGAGGACAUGGUGAAAAGAGACAAAUCCAGGAAACCAAUUCGCGACAAAGACGGGAAUGUGCAGCCCCUUACCUCACACACACUGAAUCCAGUCCCCAUCGCCAUCGGAGGUCCAGGGCUUGCGCCAGGGGCUACAUUCCGGGAGGACCUUCCGGAUGCCGGGCUUGCCAACGUUGCGGCGACAGUCAUCAACCUCCAUGGUUUCGAGGCCCCUCAUCACUAUGAGCCAACUCUCAUCCAAGUCUCGCCGGUUCCCUUCUGAGUUCUUCAUCUGCCGUUCCCCUUCCCUUUCUGUGAUGGGCGCAGCCAUGCUUAUGUCUACGUAGUAAAUAAAUGUCCACCUAUGUAUCUUUUUCUUUCUUUGAUUUGAAUUGAUGUCCACUUCUGUAUCUGAAUCCGUCCGUGUGUGGUGAUACCGUAUCCGUAUGUAGUA